Papaver somniferum (opium poppy) is the source of this 715-nucleotide messenger RNA. RefSeq names its product 14 kDa zinc-binding protein-like. Lineage: Eukaryota; Viridiplantae; Streptophyta; Magnoliopsida; Ranunculales; Papaveraceae. Gene Ontology annotation, cellular component: cytoplasm. Bases 44 to 490 code for a protein of 148 amino acids. Gene Ontology annotation, biological process: purine ribonucleotide metabolic process; sulfur compound metabolic process. The record is from RefSeq and is a predicted model, not a curated record. Gene Ontology annotation, molecular function: adenylylsulfatase activity. The transcript is spliced from 5 exons.
GGUCAGGCCUUUUACUUAGUGGAAAGACAACGAAAAUGGGAGUAUGAAGGGUGAGAAGAGCGAAUAUAAAAACCAAGCUAGUAGUAGACUUAACAUUAUAAACCUUCACUUCUCUUCAUCAUCAUCUGGCUCGUCAAUGGCUUCCGAUUCACCCACUAUAUUUGACAAAAUCAUAAACAAGGAAAUUCCUUCUACGGUGGUUUAUGAGGAUGAUAAGGUUCUUGCAUUCAGAGACAUAAACCCAGCAGCUCCUACUCACAUCUUAGUCAUCCCCAAGGUGAAGGAUGGGUUAACUGGCCUCUCCCAGGCCGAAGAGCGGCACACUGAGAUUCUGGGCCACCUUUUAUACGCUGCCAAACUUGUUGCUAAACAAGAAGGACUCGAGGGUUUCAGGAUCGUCAUCAAUGAUGGACCCAUUGCAGGCCAAACUGUUUAUCACAUUCACGUCCAUGUUCUUGGGGGCAGGGAGUUGAAAUGGCCACCUGGCUAAUACCGAUGUCCACUAGACCGCCAUGGCAUCCUGUUAGAAUAAGGAUGAUUACUGUUCCUAGAUAUAAUUUGGAAAAUGUAUUAGCGAAGAGACCCCAGAGAGUAAACUUCAAACUUUGAAUUGUAAGAAAGAAUAAAUCCCGGAUCUCGGUUCUUAAUUUGGAUUGAACUUAUUAUAUCAGUACAAUUUUAGCUGCUUCAUAGUUAUGUAUUCUUUUUUUCUUUC